GCCAUGAAAACACCGCUAUGGAAGCCUCGUGAUGUUAAAGAUACGAACAUUUCCAAAUUUUUUGACUUCAUUAAUGAGAAGCACAAUAUGAAGUUUCAAACAUAUGAAGAGCUUCACAAGUGGUCUGUUGAUGGGAAAAGCUCGUGGGAUUUCUGGAGAUUGGCAUACAACUGGCUUGAGCUGGCUCCGAGGGGCAUAGAAGACAGCGGCCGUGUUGUAGAUUCUAAGGUGACGGGCAACCUACUCCCACCGCCGCGGUUUUUCCCAGACUCUAUGUUCAAUAUCGCCGAGCUCAUUCUGCGUGGAACCAAAGACGAAGACAUAGCAAUUCAUUUCGUGCGAGAAGGCGUCAAGGGCAUAGCCAAGGUUACUUGGAGAGAAAUUCGAGAGCAAGUUACAGCAAUUCGAGAUGCAAUGCUGAAUUUCGGUAUUAAGACCGGGGACAUCAUCGCAGCCGUGAUCUCCAACUCCGUGUACGCGGUGUGCCUGUGUCUUGCGACGCUAUCUAUUGGUGCUGUCUGGUGCUCAUCAUCGCCAGAUUUAGGACCCGAGGCCAUAGUGGAUCGUUAUGCGCAGGUAGAUCCCAAGCUCAUCUUUGCCGACGAUGGCUACAUAUACGCUGGCAAGCUCAUUCAAUUACAAAACCGCAUAUCACAAUGGUCUGAAACUAUCGCUAAACUCGCCCCUUCGCUCCAGGGCGUAGUGAUAAUUCCUUAUUGCAAACUCGCGAUGCCAAUGUCAAAGAUUCGUUUCGGUCUUUCAUACGACAACUUCCUGCAGCAUGCGAGGAAUCGUGAUCCGCAAUUGGAUUUCCAUCUCCUACCGUUUUCUCAUCCGGCCUUCAUCGUUUUCUCGUCUGGUACUACAGGCAAACCUAAAUGCAUUGUGCAUUCUGCGGGAGGUGUUGCUCUGAAAGUAAGAAUCGAUUCAGUACUCCAACAUGAUAUCCGCAAGAGCGAUAUUGUAUUCCAGUACACAACAACAUCCUGGGUCAUGUGGUUGUUGAACUUUCUCAACUUGGGCGUCUGUAGGUCAAUGCUACUCUACGAUGGAUCUCCGUUUCACCCCACGCCCACCAUCUUAUUGCAACUUGCUCAGGAUGUAGGUGUCAGCGUGUUUGGGACCUCGCCGCGCUACCUUUCUGAUCUAAGAAACAGGGGGAUCCUCCCUCAGAAACAAUUCGACCUGGGCAAUCUGCGAAUUGUAACUUCUACCGGUGCUGUUCUGUCAACAGAACUGUACGAAUGGUUCUAUGGCGGAGCAUUCCCAUCUCAAAUCCACCUCAUUUCCAUGAGUGGCGGGACUGAUAUAGCGGGCUCCUUUGUUGGCGGCACUCCACUUCUACCGGUCUAUCCUGGCGAGAUUCAAGCAAAGGUACUCGGCAUGGCGGUUGAAAUAUUCGAUCCAACACAGCGAGGGCCAGUCUCGGUCGAGGCGUCUGGGGGAGUAGGAGAGUUAGUUUGUACCAGGCCCUUCCCAAGCCAACCACUCAGAUUCCAUGGGCAAGGGGGUGCCAACAAGUAUGAAUCUUCCUACUUCGCACAAUACGGGCCCAAGGUGUGGUGUCAAGGUGAUCUAAUCCGGCGCUUCGCGGACACUGGCGGACUCGCUAUAUUGGGUAGAUCCGACGGAGUCCUCAACCCGUCAGGUGUCCGAUUCGGCUCUGCAGAAAUAUACGCGGUGACUGAGACCUUCGUUGACAUCAAGGAUAGUCUUUGCGUUGGUCAACGUCGCGAAUGGGACGUAGAUGAGAGGGUGCUACUAUUUGUCAUGAUGAAAGAUGGUGUAAAGUUCACCGCUGACCUCGAGCAGAGACUGAAGGAUUCUAUUCGAAAGAUGUACACUUCUCGCCACGUCCCAAAGUACAUCUUUGAGGUAGCAGACAUUCCUUACACUGUGAAUGGUAAGAAGUGCGAGAUCAAUGUCAAGCAUAUUGUUUGCUGCAGGGAUAUGGCAGUGAGCGGCACAGUUGCAAAUCCAGCAGCGCUGGAGCUCUACAAGCGGUUUCAGAACCUUCCCUCCGGUUCAGAAAGCAAAUUGUGAGACUUAGGGGAACUUUUUC
Messenger RNA from Aaosphaeria arxii CBS 175.79, 2062 nucleotides. RefSeq names its product acetoacetyl-synthase. Gene Ontology annotation, molecular function: acetoacetate-CoA ligase activity. Gene Ontology annotation, cellular component: cytosol. The record is from RefSeq and is a predicted model, not a curated record. The coding region runs from base 4 to 2043 and encodes 679 amino acids. NCBI's taxonomy places the organism in Eukaryota, Fungi, Ascomycota, Dothideomycetes, Pleosporales. The transcript is spliced from 9 exons. Gene Ontology annotation, biological process: lipid metabolic process.